CGUGUUUCCGUACUAUGUGUACGGAAGUGUUGCUACUACUGCUGUUCAACAAAUGUAAUCUCACACUUGCUGAUUAUGAAUUAGGCGCUAUUGUUAUCGGUUUCCAGGCAGCCACACCGACGGUUUUUACAGUAUGACUGUAUAAUGAUUUUCCUUCGUAGAAAGCAGCGGAUAGGUUGACAAAUUCAAGCUUGACAGCGAGUCAGAGGAAGUCCAAAAUGAGUUCUCGGGAUGCACUGAGGAAAGCGUCCACUCUAGCAUCGUAUAAUGUGUUGCUACAGGUGAUGUUCCGUGUCCUCACCUUCUUGCUGAAUGCAUUCACACUGCGGUUUGUGUCCAAAGAGUUGAUUGGGGUUGUCAAUGUCAGGCUUACACUACUGUACUCCACAUUAGUGUUUUUAUCCAGAGAAGCUUUCCGGAGAGCCUGUCUGAGUGGGGCAUCUGGGACAAACCACAGCUGGAGACAAGUUAUAAACCUGCUAUGGCUGACGUUGCCUCUGGGUGUGUUAUGGGCAGCCUUGCUGGUAUGUGUGUGGCUGUGGCUCCUGGAGGUCCCAGACCCCCAGACUGUCCCUUACUACGGCCCUGCUGUGGUGUUGUUCGCCUUGUCAGGAGUGCAGGAGCUCCUGGCUGAGCCCCUCUGGGUCCUGGCUCAAGCUCACAUGUUUGUCCGACUGAAGGUGGUCGCUGAGAGCUUAGCAAUGAUCGCUAAGUGCAGUAUCACUGUGGUGCUGGUGGUGUUUGCCCGUGAAUGGGGCCUUUACAUCUUCUCCGCUGCUCAUUUGGUGUACACAGGAUUCCUGGUGCUGUGCUAUGCUGUUUACUUCGUUCAUUUCUUGGGCUCUAAAGAGGCAGCCAAGAAGAGUUUUCCUCUGCACUGUGUUGGAGAUCUUUUACCCUGUAGAGCUGAUGGAGAGUUGCUGGUUGAUUGGACUCUGGCGCGGCUCACAUGGAGCUUCUUCAAGCAGUCCUUUCUGAAGCAGAUCCUGACAGAGGGCGAGCGUUACGUCAUGACCUUCUUGAACGUCCUCAGCUUUGGAGACCAGGGAGUAUAUGACAUCGUCAAUAAUCUGGGAUCCAUGGUGGCUCGCUUCAUCUUCUUGCCUAUCGAGGAAAGCUUCUACAUCUUCUUUGCCAAAGUGCUGGAGCGAGGAUGUGAUGUCAAAAGUCAGAAACAGGAAGAAGUUGCCAUUGUGGCAGAGGUCCUGGAGUGUCUCCUGAAACUGGUGCUGGUGAUUGGUCUGAUUAUCACAGUGUUUGGCUUCGCCUACUCUCACUUGGCUCUGGACAUUUAUGGCGGCUCUCUACUGAGCAGUGGGGCAGGUCCCACUUUGCUGCGAUGCUACAGCUGCUAUGUUCUCCUGCUUGCUGUAAAUGGUGUAACAGAGUGCUUUGUAUUUGCUGCCAUGAGCCAAGAAGAGGUUGACAAGUAUAACUUGGUGAUGCUGGCUCUGUCUGUGUCUUUCCUGUUCCUGUCCUAUGUGCUGACAUGGUGGGCUGGCGCUGUGGGCUUCAUACUGGCAAACUGCCUUAACAUGGGCCUCCGCAUCUUGCACAGUCUGCUUUACAUACACCACUACUUCCGGACCAGUCAAUGGAAACCUCUGCGAGGCCUGUUGCCCUCCCCGCUCCUACUGCUGGCACUUGCUGUCAGUGCAGUUGUCACAGCGCUGUCUGAGGGUGUGUUCUGCUGUGACAGCGGCUGGUUGCUAAGGCUGGUCCACAUUGCCGUAGGAGCAGCGUGUCUGCUCUGUGUGUUUGUAGCUGUUCUUCUCUCAGAGACUCGGCUUAUUCACUUUGUGAGGACUCAGCUCUUGCCCCGAUACAAAAAAGAAACACACUUGAAUUAGACUUGAAGUGGGUGUACAGGACUGGAAGAAAGCUUCUGUUUCACUACAAACAGUUCUCACAGGAGCUGCUGAUUGACAGUUACUGACUGUGUGAAAGCAACAGGGGAACAACUAAAGAGACCUCUCAUGUGUGUGUAUGUGAAUGUGUGUGUGUAUGAUGUCGGUAUGUUUUCACAGGAUCAUUCCCGUCUUGGCACAUACAAGUAUGAACAAACACGUCAUUACUGUUUUGGGACCUGCUAAAAAAAUUCAUGUUGCAGGAAUAGAUUGCCCUGCACAAUAAAACAAGGCGACCUAAUUCAUAUUUGUGGUGUUAUAAUUUAUUUAAUGAAGAAAUAUUCAUUUAUAAACUGUAAGAUCUGUCGUGUGUGUCUAAAUGUUGUCAAAUCACUAAAACUCCCAUUUUUACGUAUGCUUUUCACCAUUUUUGAGGAUUCCAGAUUUAAAAUUAUAAAUACUCUAAUUAAAUAAAUAAUUAGCACUUGCUUGAGGCACAUUUGAUUAAAUUUGAUACAUUUAAAUUUGCAGCGAUAAGACAAUCAAGGUCUUGUAGUUUUUAUGAAAAACAGUUUGGUCUGUGUACUGUACUGUAUCUUAUGAUCUACACUUUCUUUUAGGAAUUCAGACACCUCAUAACAUGUCUGUUCACAUAACCUUUGUUUUUGACAAGGUAAAGAAGCAGGGAGGAAAUCUGUUUCGCACACCGCAAACAAAGCAUAACGGUACAUCUCCAUUUAUAUUUUUUUUGUUUCAAAAUGUUUGGUGACAUUUUCCUUGCUACAAAUGUUUAUUGUGAGGAAGUAUACACUUUAUAGAGCGUGGGUUUGCACACUGUUUGCACCAGUGAUAUGUUGUUUAUCAUAUUUUACUUUAUGGGAGCUAAGUAGGUUUGAGUUCAGCGAUUAUUUGACAUGUUGCUUGGAAACAUUUUCUAGUUAUUUGUUUGGCCCUACCUCUUUACUAACAGCCACUGAGUUUAGGGUCCCUAAGGGCUUAAUAAUGAUGUAAUUAUGGAAAAUGAGCAGGAAAGGGUGGGAACAACAUUCUUUCAAAGCAGAGCAAAACUCUCUGCUCCUUUGUUUAUUUAUUUAUUUUUACAUACACGAGUCAGGCAUGGUAUCAAGUGUGUUGGGAAGUUUGACGUCUUAAGACAGACAGCUACUUAUCUUUUGAGUCAUACAUUUUGAACUUUGAGUCCAGUCUGCCCAGCUUGCUUAUUACCAGUGCUGUUGGAAAGUGGUGGUUUGGCUGCAGGGGGGAGGGGGAGGGUACACAGACAGACAUUUGUCAUAUUCGUGCAUCUCUGGGAAAUGUAAUGCCACAAGUUGUAGCAGUGAUCUCAUCACCUUCUAAUGAAGCAGCAGAGAGGACAGCAGAACAUGAGAAAAACCAGAGAGACAGAAAAGAGGAGGAGCCUUUACACUCAUUGCGUCAUUUAUUAGUCUCAAGAACAGAUUUAUUGUCCACUGGAGAAUCACUGCGAGGUUGUGUAUAUAUGUGAGUGUGUGUUGGGCUGGACUUACAAGAGAAAAAGAGAGACAGCUGACAGAGAGGAAAGUUUCUUACAGCAUAUCUUCCAACUGCUCAACCAACAUGUCUCAAGUCAGGAAGAAGAUGAACAAAUGCAGCGUCCUGAAGUGAGAGAAGAGGACCUGAACAAAGCAAAGACCAAACUGGGUACAAGUGGGCCAGCGAAGAGCAAGACAUUUGAAGUAAUGGAGGAGUGUG
Molecule: messenger RNA, 3578 nt
Organism: Siniperca chuatsi (mandarin fish)
Lineage: Eukaryota; Metazoa; Chordata; Actinopteri; Centrarchiformes; Sinipercidae
Gene: rft1
Product: RFT1 homolog
Exons: 11
Coding region: 219-1850 (543 amino acids)
Biological process (GO): dolichol-linked oligosaccharide biosynthetic process; glycolipid translocation
Cellular component (GO): endoplasmic reticulum membrane
Source: RefSeq, a predicted model, not a curated record